This is a messenger RNA of Adineta ricciae, 4407 nucleotides long. Lineage: Eukaryota; Metazoa; Rotifera; Eurotatoria; Adinetida; Adinetidae. The record is from the annotation of a GenBank genome assembly.
AUGCAAAACAAUCCUAUCUUACAUCUGUUGGUGCUGCUUCCAUUUGUCUUAAGUCAAAGUUCACAGUUAUGUCAAAAACUCUCGACUCGUGUUAUUAUCCCUGCUGUUAAUCAAACAAGUUCGAUACCGGAUCGAUGUUACAUAAUUGAACAAUGUAAUUUGACACUGACAACGAAUGAUCACCAUUAUCAUCUAGUUAAUUUCAAAAGAAAUAAUCACAGUGUACAGUUGUCAUUCGCAUCCAAAUUUCAACUUUUAAUCGAUCAUGAGCAAUAUAGAAAACUGAUUUUGUUUACAUUAUUAUCCAACGACAGCAUAGUAAACACAACCGAUCUGUCAACAAAAGAGUGUUACUUAGGAAAGGAACUUGUCAAAUCGAACACUUUCCAACAAACGGCACAUCGAUCAGGAUCAACACCAUCAAUCAUAAUUACAUUUAAUUCCUCGGCAUUCAUCGAUUAUCGUCAUCGAGAAAUACCUGAUUAUCCACUCCGUUUAUCAGUACACUUCCGAACCAUCGGUCGAAUAUCAAAUGGCGUUCUACUUACCCUAGCAUAUCGCAAAUCUCAUUCGACAAUUAUUCCGUUCAUUAUCAUCGAACAUACAAAUGGAAAGAUCGAAAUUACUAUGCUUGAACAAGAUACCAGACAUAUAUUAUCACGUGUCAAUUACACCGAAUGUGGCAAAAAUGUCAACAACGAUCAGUGGCAUUGGCUAUAUUUUGAAAUUGACUACAAUGGCAUAUAUACCGUGAUUGUCGAUGAUGACAGACGAGAAUCACGCAUUCCGAGUUAUGUGGUGUCAAGUUGGAAUAUCAACGCAUUGCUAGUUGGAGACACACGUCGUUUCGAUACGGAUAUAUUCCAACCGUUUAUUGGAUACAUGAGUGAUUUACAAUUUAACGACGAAUAUUUAUUUCAGAGUUUAACAACAAGAAAAGGAAAAAUUCAAUCGUUGUUUUAUACGCACAGUCGGCAUAUUCUUGUUGGUUAUCAUAUUGCAUUCUUUAAUCUAGUUACAAUCGAUACUCAGACAUCACAUAUCGCCUUUUCGGAAUGGGAGAAUCAAAAUAAAAACUACGGCAAAUCGGAUAUUUACUUUCUGUUUCGAUCUUAUGUACCUGAUGGAAUCAUUCUCUAUCGUUAUGCACAAGGUUUGAAUGAAUACUUUGCCAUCGGACUACGGGCAGGAAUCUUAGCGUUAUAUAUUGAUUUCGGAUUUGGCAAACGACAAGUAAUAAGUGAUGAAUCGACGAAAUUAUCAGAUGGAAAAUGGCAUGAAGUCCGAGUGACAAGAAUUGGCAUUGACAAAAUUGAAUUAGUUGUUGACAAUCGCGUCAAUCUAACGACUCUAUCAGCCAAUGGUAUUCGAAAUGCUGUUUCACUCCAGCCUGUUCUUUAUGUUGGUGGAAUACCUAACAAUGAUAUUAAUAAUCUAACAGGUUCUGGUCUGAGUUCGUACGGUUUUCAAGGUUGUUUGUCAAGUUUUAUUGUUGAUGGACGAAUACUCGAUUAUCAAACUGCUCUAUCGAUUUACGGAAGUGUCAAAGUGAAUGUUUGUUCAGAUUCUUCUGAAAUGAACUCAAAUGAAAAUGUUGAUUUAAACAAACUUUGCUAUGAUUUUACGUGUGUUCACUCGGGCAUUUGUACUUCGACUGAACGCGAUGGAACGAAAUGUGAUUGUAUUGAAACGGGUUAUGUAGGUGAACGUUGUGAUAAAUUGCCGAAUGGCUUUUAUUUCGGUAAACACAAUGCUGCUGGUGCACUGGAAUAUAUUGUCCAUUCUGCGCAUCAAGUCGAACAUGAUACAAUUUCAUUCGGUCUUCAAACUUUAUCCAAGUCAGCUCAUAUCUUUCGUUUACAAUCGGACUCGAAAAAAUACAGCCUGGAAUAUGAAAUUGUGGGUGGACGAUCGUAUAUAAAGUUGAACUUUGGCGAAAGUCAACCGGCUUAUUAUCCAGGUGUCAUUCACGUAUCAGAUGGUCUGUAUCACGUCAUUAAAAUAGUUCGAAAUGUCACAGCGAUUAAAUUAUACAUCGAUGGAGCAGAAAUCAAGUUACUUGGAUCGAAUAAACAUCUGGAACCAUUAGAUAAACGCUCUUCGCUGACACCACUACGGUUACGUAUCGGAAGUUUUACGAACACAUCACGAUGGAAUGGCAUCGUUGCCGGUUUCUCCUUGAAUCGGCAAUCAAUAUUUGAUGGUCUCAAUCAUACGUUGAUUCGAUUAGGUGAUGUCGAAGAAGUUCAUCCUAAUCCAUACUUAAGUCAAUUCGAUCUCGUUCAUUCCUCAUUUAUGCCGACAUUUACUCAAACUUCGACUCGUACAGUUUCUAUCGUCACGAAUGAGACUUUCUCGUUGGAUUCAAGUGCCACAACAACAUUCAUUUCGAUCGAUGAUGAUCUACAACGCACCGAACGUAUCAAUACGAAACAUAUCAUCGCGCCAAUUCCUAUUCCAACACAAGGACCAGUAACCAAAUGGUUCUCAAAUCAAGUGACGCGAUUCGGUGUCCGAGGCCUACUGAUCGGUGCAAUCAUUGCCAGCUGUUUUCUUCUCUUCUUAAUUUUCAUUUUCAUUCGUUUACACUGUACCAGUCGUCAUUCAAGACGAAAACAUUCCCCAUAUUCUUACAGUGAAUCAAACGGUAAAACUUAUACUCAUUUGCAACAGCAAACUAACCGUUCAGCGACCCCGUCAUCCGACGAUCGUGAGUCGAAAAAGUCCACACCGAAAUUGUUACGAUACCUAUCGCCAAAUGAAACGAAACCACCGUCAUUUCGUUCAUCAGACAAUGGCGGCGAUGAUUCUCAUUUGAUCUCUUCAACGAAGGAAAACUCGACAUUACCCUAUCGAAAUUCGGAUUGUGUCUUAAACGAGCACUGCUGCAUUCACACAAGUUUAUCUCAACCUGAAACAUCAACAUCAAUGUAUCACCAAGUCAACCGUCUUAUAUCAUUAGAUAGUGAUCCACCACUGCCAUUACCACAUCUGUCUCAUUCACACUCGCAUCUACCUAGCACAGCAACGUUACGUUCGCUGAAAAAAGAUCAAGAUCAUACGAGUACACAAACAUAUUCAGCUGUAUAUUCAUGUGAUCUAGCAGCGAAUUUAGACAUCGAACAAGACAUAGCACAAAAGCGUUCCUCAAUCAAACGCCGAUCCAUUCUAAAGAAUAACAAUUCGAUUUUAACUCAAACAAAAAUUUUAUUUCUCUACACGAAAAAUCCCGUCGAUUGUUAUGCACUACAGACUUGUCAGAAAACAACUCAGGAUCCUCUCAUUCUAGCAACAGCGAAUGUAAAUCGCAUUCAAUUAGCACAGGCGCUGACAGGAAGCUUUCAUUCACAACUACCUGUCUCAUCAGUCGGUUCUUGUCAUGAUAUUCUCUUCUCAUCGGAUGGUCAAUUUCUCAUUGGUUUAUUCUAUGAAGUAUCGUCAAAUAUCAAUCCUUAUGCCGUCAAAAUCUGGUCUACCGAUACAUACACAAUACGAACGAGUCCACAUCCGAUUAAGUGCACUAUAGCUGCCGCCUCUCAACAUUUGCCGGUACUAUAUAUGGCCGGUAAACAAAAAUAUGGACGCGGAAUUUCCCUUGGUUUACUCGAAAUCGAUUCAUGUAGUUUAGCACGUGAGCUCAAAUCCGAUCCUGAUACACCGAUCGGAGACGAGAUUCAGCGAAUUAUCUUAACCAAAAAUGAAUCUUAUGUUGUAGUUGUUUGCACUGAACACGCCAGUUCAUACACAUGUUUCGUAGUGUUUAAAUUAGAAACGCUGUCGAUGAUCACUCAAGAGCAAAAAGUCGGAUCGACAAGUAACUGUACAAUGAUCUUGACACGGUUCGAAUGUGAUCCCAAAUACACAUUUCCGAUCAAUGACUCGAACAAUAACGACGAUGAACAAAUUCUAACUAUCUUACACAUGAAUCAAAUUAUCAUUUGGAAACUAAACGAUGGAGAAAUCAUAUUCAAUCACGAUUUCCGACAUUUGAAUACGGAUAAUCAAAAGCAACAAUUACAAAACUGUCAAAUGCACAACAAUCGUUUGUUCGUACAAGUCGAACACGGUCUCGUGCAUAUAUGGGAUGUCACGCUCGUUAUGGGGCAAAUAUCAUUGAUUACUACCAUAUCAGAUCCUCUUAUUCAUUCAAUAACUUGGCUUGAUCAACGUCAUUUUCUGUCGAUUGACACUGAUGGAUAUCGCCUUCGCACAUGGAAUAUUCAUCGUAAAGAUGUCCUGAAUGAAUUCAUCUCUUCAAUCGAUAAGAUUAAAUCUUUGCAUGUGCACUCGAUUCGCAACGAUUCAAGCAAACAUCAGGAAUAUCUAAUCAUUGGGAAAUCGAUCACUGAACGUUAUUUAUCGGUCUUCGAAUACACUCAGCCACAUGAGAACAUCUCCAAUUCUUAA